This is a messenger RNA of Clonostachys rhizophaga, 1521 nucleotides long. The record is from the annotation of a GenBank genome assembly. NCBI's taxonomy places the organism in Eukaryota, Fungi, Ascomycota, Sordariomycetes, Hypocreales, Bionectriaceae.
AUGAGUGCUGCCACAUCCACCUCGACCGUCUUGGUUCUCGGGGGCGACCAGGAGAAAGGUCGCACUGUCGAUGUUGAACGAUCGGCAGCCCUAGAGGCGUUCCCCGACCAGGACAAGGACAAAACCGACGAAGAAAAGAAGAAAAUUGAUCGAGAUUUAGUACGGAAAGCCGAUCUUUGGCUCGUGCCAUGGCUUGCGGUUCUAUAUUGCUUUUGCUUCAUCUGCCGUACAAACAUUGGCAAUGCCAAGCUCCAGGGCAUGGAGACCGCUCUGGGGAUGAGCGGUAUCGACUACAACAUGUCCCUGACCAUCUUCUUCAUCGCAUACGCCUUCUUUGAUCCCAUCACCAACGCCAUUCUUAAAAAGUCGUCGCCGCGUAUCUUCUUCACCUUAAUCAUGGUUGUUUCCGGCGUUAUCGUGACGCUCACCGGACUCUGCAGCAACUAUUCGGGUCUGCUGGCGGCGCGAUUCUUCCUCGGAGUCGCCCAGUCAGCGUUCUUCCCCGGCGUCAACUACUACUUGUCUUGUUGGUACAAGUCCAGUGAAAUCGGUCUGCGCAGUGCCGUCUUCUUCUCAGCGGCUGCCCUUGCCGGCUCCUUUUCAGGACUCUUGGCUUUCGGCAUCGCAAAGAUGGACGGUGUUGCCGGACUCCAGGGAUGGGCAUGGAUCUUUAUCUUGGAGGGAAUUGCCACGUUCUUGGCUGGUGUCGUCUGCUGGUUCAUGCCUCUUGACUGGCCCGCCACCGCACACUUCCUCUCGGCCGAAGACCGGAUCCGCGUUCAGCGCCGCCUUCUCCUCGACAAGCAGUCCGCCGUCGCCGAGCACUUUGACAAGCGAUAUGUUUAUGAGGCUUGCAAGGACUGGAAGACCUACGGAUACAUGCUUGUCUAUACUGGCUGCUUGAUGCCUCUCUACGCUUUCGCCCUGUUCCUGCCAACAAUCAUCCAAGGAAUGGGAAAGUCUGGAGCUACUGCCCAGAUUCUCAGUGUUCCGCCUUAUGCUUGUGCGGCCGUCUUCACUAUUAUCGUGGGCUACAUCGCUGAUCGCACUCGCUGCCGUGGCUGGUGCAACAUCGCCCCAACCCUGCUCGCAAUUGUCGGUUUCGUCAUUCUGAUUGCAACCGACAACGUGAACGCGCAGUACGCAGGCACAUUCCUCGGCGCCAUGGGCAUCUACCCCACCAUCCCCAACUCCCUCUCGUGGGUUUCCAACAACACUGAAGGUUCUUUGAAGCGCGCCAUUGCCCUCGGAAUGGUGAUUGGCUUUGGAACACUCAACGGUGCCGUCUCCAGCAACAUCUACAUGACCAAGGAAAAGCCGCGAUACUGGACUGGCCACGCUACAGUCCUGGCCUACCUGGUUGUCUGUUUGCUCGGAGGAAGUCUGCUUGUGCAUUUCGCACUGGCUGCUGAGAACAAGAAGAGAAAGAAUGGAGAGCGAGAUUCGAUGUUUGAGAAGCUGUCUAAAGGCGAGCUGUUGAUCAAGGGCGACAAGAGACCUGAUUUCAUCUACACACUUUAG